AUGUGGCAACAACCAACCCCAGAGGCCGACGUGUUCAUAGAACGCGUAAACGCCUUACCAAACGAACCUGGCGUCUCUCUCGACCAUGCUUCGAAACCCUCUCUGGUCGAGGAAGAGGAAUUGAGGAGGCUCUUCGCGACUGACCCCAGAACACCGCCAACCCUAACGUUGGGCUCAUCGAUCUUUUCAACCGACCGGCCUCUAUUAGAACGGCAAGGCCCCGAGUUGUCAGGGAUCCUGAAGACCUCAGCGCAAAAUAUAUACUUCCCGUUUCUGAGGCGAAGAGGAGGAAGGAAGCAGAAGUCGAUCAGUGCAGACAUCAAGUCCGCAAGAGAAAAGGUGGAGGCAGAGAGUGAGAAGUCGAAGAGGGAGGACGGUGGUUUGGAGGACGGAAACGACGAUAGCGAACGAAAGGAAUUGGAACGUUCUAUGGUCGGGGUUGCUGGAUACAUCGAUUUCGAUGAUUAG
Messenger RNA from Cyclocybe aegerita, 468 nucleotides. The record is from the annotation of a GenBank genome assembly. NCBI's taxonomy places the organism in Eukaryota, Fungi, Basidiomycota, Agaricomycetes, Agaricales, Hemipholiotaceae.